Bemisia tabaci is the source of this 2891-nucleotide messenger RNA. RefSeq lists its product as uncharacterized. Gene Ontology annotation, molecular function: RNA polymerase II cis-regulatory region sequence-specific DNA binding; DNA-binding transcription factor activity. Gene Ontology annotation, biological process: regulation of transcription by RNA polymerase II. Lineage: Eukaryota; Metazoa; Arthropoda; Insecta; Hemiptera; Aleyrodidae. The record is from RefSeq and is a predicted model, not a curated record.
UCCGGACUCCAGAUCCAAUGUGUUUUCUUUUCCAGUGUUGGAAAAGCAAACUUGUUGGCUCCGAUGACCACAAUGCGCUUGGGCCCACAUCAUCAAUCGGUCUGAAACACAUGCGAGAGAGCCCCCGACGAUCUUACGUUAGUACCGAACAUGGGGGACAAUUUUCCGGUGUAGUGUUUCGGUUGAUCGCUGGAUGCAAGUUACUCACCGUUUGAGGUGCGCACGCUCAACGUCAAAAAUAAUUUUCAACGUCCCGUUCCUCUGCCCAACAUUUUACACCAGCGUAAGGGCCGCGCAGACCCGAGCCUCGCAAGUGACACUGGCUUAUUUUUAGCCUCCCCGUGCUCGGACUGUAUACCAUCCCGUCUUUCGUGCAGUCUAUCAGUAAACACGUCUGCUGUUACGCGUGGUUUUGUGAAGUUUUAGGAAUUCCGCGACUUGAAACUCAAAACUCCGAGAAUUUCAGGAUUACUGACGUCCGAUUAGGUGUCCCCAACGAGGAAGGUCAGGUGUCAAACGAGUAAGAUAGCACAUUAAAACCGGGCGGGAUAGAAUCAAUUGAAGUCCACUCCUGUCAAUAUGUACAUAUGCCCUUUGUGCAUGAAGACCGAUUUCCCGUCCCUAGACUCGCUCUGCUUCGAACUGACGAAGGUUACGAUCAAACACAUCCAAUGCCCCGUCUGCGCUGAAACAGUCCUGGGUUUAGACAAGUACACAAUUCACCUAUACUCACACUUGCUGCAGAAAGAAAACCAGUCGAAAAAUAAAACCAGCGAAACCGUAACCCUGAACGUGCUCGUGAAGAACAUGUGCAGGGUUUUAGAUCCGCAGGCUGUGAGCCCAACGCCGGGAGUCGAUGCCGCAGACUUCAUCACCAAGAACAAAGAUAUCGUCGACUUCUCCCUUGUCGAAAAGUCGGACACCCAUGUCGCUCGUCGAAAUGGUGACGCAGACAGAGCUUUGAGAACAAGCCCCCGAGUCGAACAAUCCAAAACCAAUCCUCGAAGUGUUCUGCCCGGUUUCGCUCAAGAACUCCUUCCGUCCGUCGAGAAACUGAGCAGCAUAGUCGCUCAAAAUUUUCCGACCCAACCUCUUGACGCCCCCAAAUUGCAUUUCCCCGUGACUUGUAAAGAGAGUCGCGACAUUUCUAUUUCUCCGAGUCAUUUCACUCGUGCAAACCGGAGCGCACCCGUUGUUUUGGGGUUCUCCUCAAACGCCGCCCUACCUGCAGGAGAGUCAAACGGAAUUGUUGCUCCUAGCUUCGCGCACUCAAAGGACCCGCCAUUGUUGGCUGAAGUUGUAACUGAGAAACCCGCCGCGGAGGGAAAGUCGCCCGUGGAAGUAAAUCCAAGUUUUUUUUUCGUUCUGCCCGAGACCAGCGAGAGCGGCGCUCGGCUCGGGAAUCCUCAUCCCGAAUUCAUGACGAUCGAGAGUCAAGCGAAAGCAACCGUCGACAGUCGCCACGAGGAAGCGUUUUCCGGAGAGCUUCCCGCGAGGUGCGACUCGGCGCCUCGAGGGAGCAACCACAGUCCCUUCGAGUUCGAGGAGUUCAUCAAGCUGAAGCCGGCGGACGCUCCGAAAGACGAGCGGAAGCCGUUCAAGUGUCCCCAGUGCAGUUUCGCCUUUCCGGACGUCGGCAUCCUGAAAAUGCAUCAGCAGUUGGUCCACAAACAGGAUCCCCCCGGCGUCGGCAGAUGCGACAAGAAGGUGUACUGCUGCCAGUACUGCAACAAGGGCUUCAAAAUGAAGGGCAGUCUCCUGGUCCAUCACCGUGUCGCACACAAGCAUCUUUUCCCAGAUCUGGAAAAAAGUUCCAAAGCAAGAGGCUCGGAGGGAGUGAAUAGUCCGGAAAAUCUUGGACCAACGGAAUACGAGCACCAGUGCAAUAUUUGCUCCAAAACCUUUAAAAAGGAGCAGUUCCUAUCUCAACACUAUAAAACUCAUGAGAGUAAACAAUGGGAGUGCGAUGUUUGCUCAAAAAGUUUUACCACCAAGUACUUUUUAAAGAAACACAAGCGUUUACAUACCGGCGACCAACGAUACUUCUGUGAACUCUGCAACAGGUCGUUUACAUUCCAACAAUCUUACCGCAAGCAUAUUUUAUAUCAUUCCGACGAGAAACCGUAUCCGUGCACUACUUGUGGCCGCACCUUUAAGGAAUUGUCAACUCUCCACAACCACGAGCGCAUUCACACAGGCGAAAAGCCCUACUCCUGUGAGACAUGUGGCAAAAGUUUUCGGCAAAGGAUCUCAUGUCUAGUUCACAGUCGCAUCCACACAGGUGCCAUGCCUUACGCUUGCACAGCCUGCCACAAGAAGUUCCGGUACAAGGGCAGCGAAAAGUCUCACAAAUGCCCUGUUUCUCCGCCUGGUCAAAUUGUACUCUGUGAUACUGAAAAGAAAUCUACCAGUUUGUUGUCUUCCAUUAAGCAAAAACUUUCCGUCCGAAAUCCUGCUCCAGAGAGCAACAGUUCGCGGCCUCUCAGCGAUUCACAGGCCAGCAGCGGGGUAAGCCCACAAUCGAAGGCGAUGAGCCCGCUCCAGCCCUCACCGCAGUAUUUCAUCCUCCUGCCAAUGGCCGAGGACUGCCCUCCUCCGAAAAGUCAACUCGAUGUGAACCCGGGGCCCUCGCUGACGAGGAAGGACGAGACCAGUCAUCCCUGCAGCAACGCAGGGCAGGAAGCCCAACGGGCUGAUCAGACCGGUGCGAAAAAUAUUUCGGCCUACGAUGAUUCGGUCCGAAUCGCCGCCCCUGACUUCUUCUCGGAUCCGGAUGAGCUCUUCGCCUCGUUAACGUUUUCUCCGUGAUUGAAGUGUGAAAACUGCCGGAGUCCUUCCGGGAAUACCGGGAAAUGUCAGGGAAGUUUAAAAAGUCAGGGAAAAUCGGGAAA